GAAUCAGUUCGUCGUCGUGGAACAAGUGCAAAGAGUGGCUGAAAAUUGAAGUGAGGCUCAACUGGCGGUGGUGAGAAGUCCUUCAUCGAUCCUCACAUUGCCACAAGAGCCCAUAUUGCACCAGCACGGGACAUUUUCCACACCACGGACUCGGUUAGUGUGGAAUUUUUCCGUGGCCUGGAAGAGGAAAGCUGGAAAAGUGGUGGAAAAAGUGCAAGAAAGUGAGUGAAAAACGACAAGAGUGAGAAAAACUCGUGAGAUUGGGUGAAAAGUGUGUGCAGGAGGGAAUGGGCAGUGCUUCGAGUGACCCUAAAAUGGGGUAUAAUUUUCUGGGUGAAAAAUAAUGCCAAACCCCCACCCCCAACUUGAGCGCAAAAACCAUCAGAGGCUGGGGGCGAAAGAGCUACGGAAAAGCCACCCCGAGAGAACCCCGUGGGGCGCCAUGGCCCAGUGAAAAGUGUGUUUCGAGCCCCAGUGGAAAAGCCCUUCCCUCCGCCCCCCACCUGGAUGAAAAAGCCAUGAAGAAAAACUCACUCUUCUUUUCCACUAUGGACGACGACGGACUAUAGUAUUUCCCAGCGACAGUGGAAAAGCGCGUCCGACGGAAUCAGGCAUACAGAAGAAGAGAGAAAAGAGAAUAAAUCACAAGAGCUGUAGGAAAAAAGGGAGUGAGUUGGAGAAAAGUGACGAAGGAAUUCAGCAGAACAUCGUGAGAAAGUAUUUGCCAGAUAAAUUAGAGAGCAACGUGUGGAUUUCCCGGAGAUAUGCCGCUAGAAAGUCUGACUUCAAUUGCUAAAUAAACCGCGGAUUUUCCGCGGUGUAUUAUGUCUCGAGAAGCCUACACUUCAGCACCGGCCAUCAGUUCUGGCGCACGAAGUCCUGGCCGUUCCGCACGCCGCAUCACAGAACUCCCGACAGUUGAUCGUUCACCGUCACGGGAAUACGGCACGAGAGGAAGUCCUAUAGGACGAAACUUACGCUUUUCACGUUCCGGCAAUUCCUUCUUCCCCAUGAAUUACGGUCCCGAAUCUUCCACUUAUCACCACAAUUCCGUUGCAGCAAUGGGCAGCCCAUACUAUCGGGAUAUGGAUGAGCCCACGAGUCCGGCUGGCGGGGGGCACCAUCGCAGCAGGAGUGCCAGCCGGCCACCCAUCUCGCACGCAAUGGAUUACACCCGCACACGCUAUCAGUCCCUGGACCGAGGCGGGCUCGUCGAUCCGCACGAUCGGGAGUUCAUUCCCAUCCGCGAGCCCCGCGACAGAUCGCGCGAUCGCAGCCUCGAGCGUGGACUCUACCUCGAGGAUGAGCUCUACGGACGAUCAGCAAGACAAAACUUGGCAACCGAUCGCUCUUAUCUCGGUGAUCUCCAACACCAGAACUCGGAUCUGCAGCGUGAAUUGGGUCAGCUGAAGCGCGAAUUGGAUCUGACGAAUCAGAAGCUCGGCAGUUCAAUGCACAGCAUCAAGACAUUCUGGUCGCCAGAGUUGAAGAAGGAGCGCGCCCUGCGAAAAGAAGAGAGUGCUAAAUAUAGUCUCAUAAAUGAUCAAUUGAAGUUGCUAAAUAAUGAGAAUCAGAAACAAGCAAUGUUGGUGAGACAACUUGAAGAGGAACUUCGCAUGCGAAUGCGACAGCCCAGCAUUGAGAUGCAAAAUCAGAUGGAGCAACUUUAUGCGGAGAAUGAGCACCUCACGAGGGAAAUUGCCAUUCUCAGGGACACGAUUAAGGAGUUGGAACUGCGAAUUGAGACGCAAAAGCAAACUCUUCAGGCUCGCGAUGAGAGUAUCAAGAAAUUGUUGGAGAUGCUUCAGAGCAAGGGUAUGGCAGGCAAAGAGGAAGAGCGUCAAAUGUUCCAGCAAAUGCAGGCAAUGGCACAAAAACAGCUCGAUGAGUUCCGACUCGAGAUUCAGCGUCGCGACCAAGAAAUAAUGGCAAUGGCGGCUAAAAUGAAGACUCUUGAGGAGCAACAUCAGGACUAUCAGCGUCAUAUUGCCGUUCUCAAGGAGUCUCUCUGUGCCAAAGAAGAACACUAUAAUAUGCUGCAGUCGGAUGUUGAAGAACUCCGUGCUCGUUUAGAAGAAAAAAAUCGUUUAAUCGAGAAAAAAACUCAAAACGCUUUACAGGCUGUUCAGGAACGUAAUCGAUCAACUAAUGAACUGGCCGAGCUCAAGGAUCACAUGGAUAUUAAGGACAGAAAAAUCAAUGUCCUCCAGCGAAAGAUUGAAAAUCUCGAGGAUUUACUGAAAGAAAAAGAUAAUCAAGUGGAUAUGGCGAGAGCUAGAUUGUCAGCAAUGCAAGCUCACCAUUGCAGUUCAGAAGGCGCCUUGACAAGUCUCGAAGAAUCCAUUGGAGACAAAGAGAAGCAGAUACAGCAGCUCCGCGAUCAACGCGAUCGUGCCGAGCAGGAGAAGCACGAAGAACGCGAAUUGCAUGAACGCGAGAUAGCCGAGUACAAAAUGAAGAUGCACUCGCUGGAGAGUGAAGUGGACAAAUUGAACAUGCGACUGGAUCGUGCACUCACGGAGAAGGAGCGUCUCGAGGCGCGUCUUGAGAAUUCACAGAGUGAACUGGGCAAAUCCAAGGCAGAACUCGAUAAGGCCACAAGUGAGUAUGGUGCUUAUGGUCAGGUGGGACGCAGUGGCACAGAAUGGGAGUCGACGAGACAAAGAUUGCAACGUCUUGAAUUGGAGAACGAACGUCUCCGGCACGAUUUGGAAAGAUCCCAGCCACAAUUCCAGACUACAUUCGGGAGAAACACCCUAUCCACAUCCCAGGAGCUCGACAGAGCCCAGGAGAGAGCGGACAAGACCUCAGCCGAACUCAGACGCACUCAGGCUGAACUCCGAGUCACUCAGUCUGACGCCGAGAGAGCCCGAGCCGAGGCGGCAUCGCUCCAGGAGAAGCUGGAGAAGAGCCAGGGCGAGGUAUAUCGGCUGAAGGCGAAGCUGGAGAACUCCCAGGGCGAACAGGAGAGUCUGCGGCAGGAGCUUGAACGUUCUCACGGCGGUGUUCAACGCAUCCAUGGUGAGAGAGACAAGGCUCUGCUGGAGCUUGAGAAAUCCCGCGAAGAGUUGGAGCGCACGCAAGCCACUCUGGGCAAAGCGCAGCUGCAGCAAGAGAAGCUGCAGAACGCUCUGGACAAGGCGCAAAAUGAGGUGGAUCAUCUGCAGGAACGCCUGGACAAGGGUGUCGCCGAGUCACGUCGGCUUCAGCUGGAGAAGGAGAAGCAGGCGUAUGACUUUGAGAAUCUCCAAUCGCAGCUAGACAAGGCCCUUGGUCAGGCGUCGCGCAUCCAGAAGGAGCGUGAAACCAUUCAGCUGGAUGCGGAGCGUUUCAAGGACAAGACUGAGAAGAUCCAGUUGAACCUGGGGCGACUGCAGAAGGAGCGCGACACGCUGUUCGAGGAGUCUGAGAAGAAUAAGGAGCGAGCAGAGACUACGCAGACACUCCUGCUGAAGGCACAGCGCGACAAGGAACAGAUUCAGACGGAGCUGGAUGUGGUGAAGGAGCGCUGGGAGAAGGCUCACAGUGUCCACCAGAAGCUUCAAAUGGAGCGCGACGAUGCCUGCACGGAGAUUGACAUUCUCAAGGAGAAGCUCGACAAGGCUCUAUACGCCAGUCAGAAGUUGAUUGACGAGAAGGACAACUCAACCAAGGAGUUCGAGAAGAUGCUUGAGAAGUACGAUAGAGCACAAAAUGAAAUCUAUAGACUCCAGUCGCGCUGUGAUACGGCCGAGGCGGAUCGGGCGCGUCUCGAAGUGGAGGCUGAGCGAUCAGCAUUGGCCGCCACAAAAGCACGUGAGGACUUGAGAAAACUCCAAGAGGAGACCACGAGACUGCAAGAAGCAUGCGAUCGAGCAGCAAUGCAACUCACCAGAACCAAGGAGAUGGAAGACAAGGCUCGCGAGGAGUCUGACUUGACUAGAGAGCGAAUGGAUAAGGUGCAGACGGAUUUGAGACGCACACAGGCCGAGAAGGAGCACCUCCAGGCCGAACUGGAGCGUUUGACAUAUGAACUGGACAGAGCACACAACUCCUAUACAAAACACACUGCCGCAUUGGAUUCUGCACAAGAAGAGGCUGCCCGCUUCAGUCUAGAAUUGGAGAAGUUGAGGGACAGAUACGAGAAGAGUCAGGCAGAAGUACGCCGCCUGCAGGAGCUCGAGACUUACACACGCGAGUCACGCCGCUCCAAAGAGGAGAACGAGCGUCUCAGAGACAAACUGGAUAAGGCUAUGAAAGAGCUGGAGACCAUUCGUGGCAAAUCGCAAUACGAAGAGGAAACCUUCCAAAAGAUUCGCGAGAAACUCGAGCACAAGGAGAAUGAGACCCAAAUCAUAGAGGCGAAGCUUCACGAACAAACUCUUCAGCUGGAACUCUCGAAGCAGGAAUGUGCUAAGGUGAUAGCCAAUCAGGAUAAGCAGAGGAGUGAGCUGGAGAGAGCACAUAUUGAGUGUGAGAAGAUCCGUGACAAGCACGACAAGCUCAUUAAGGAAGUGGAACGCAUGAGAACUCAUCCCAAUGCCAUAUCGCCAUCCAUGAUGCCGAGUCUCACAGCUGCCGACAAAGGAGAGGUGGACAGACUUAGAGAUCGUCUAGAGAAGGCUCUGCAAAGCCGAGACGCCACCGAGAUGGAGGCCGGUCGCCUGGCAAAGGAAUUGGAGAAGGCACAGAUGCAUCUAGCUAAGCAACAGGAGGCAGCCGAGGCCACAAGGAUCGAGUUCGAAAGAAUGAACGCAGAGCUUGGACGAGUCCACGAGCGUCUGGAACGUGCUGAAGCGGAGAAGGAGUCCCUACGACAGUCAGCGAGAAUGUUCGAGAAGCGCGACAUGCAAGCCAACCAGAUCGAGAAGAAUAUCAUGAAGAUCGAGGCGGAUGCCAAACAGUUGACAGUGGAGCGGGAUCAAUUGGUAAUGCAGCUGGAGAAGAGCCAGGACAUGCUGAUGAACUUCCAGCAGGAGUUGAAUGCCACAGAGCAGGAACUUCAGAGGCAGCGCGAGGAGAAUCGCCGCCUUGUUGGCGCCAUGAAGGGACAACCACCAAGCUCGCAGGAGAUGCAGGCUCUCAGGCAGGAGAUCGCCAUCCUGAAGCAGCGUCUGCAAGAAACCGGCGCUCGUGGGGACAAUGAGAUGGAGCAGUGGCGAAAGGUUGUGGAGCAGGAGAAGAUCCGAGCUGAUGAAGCUGAGAAGAUUGCCACAGAACUCCACAAGAGGGUUCAGAUGCUGGAGAAACAACUGCAGCAGCAGAUGAACCAAAUGGCCAAUCUGCAGAAGCAGCAGCCCCAGCAAAACGCACAAAUCAACCCACAGGAAUUGGAGAAAAUGCGCAAUGAGCUCCAAAUGGCCACAGUGGAGCGAGACAGAUUCCAGGCCCAGCUCGAGAUGCUCGUCCAGGAGUUGGAGAAGAGCCAGUUGGAUUUGCACGAGGCAAACAAAAAGUUGCAGUCAAUGCAGCAGAACAAUGUCCAGAAGGGCGCCGGCAUGGAUGAGGCGACCAAGAAGCAGAUGGAGGCUCAGGCUCGACAGAUAGAGGAGACCAAGAAGCAGAUUGAGGCCCAAGUGAAGACCAUCGAGAACGAGCGGCGUCUGCUGGAGGAGCAGCGAAAGACAGUGGAGAGCAAGCGCAAGGAGGUUGAGGAGAAGGAGAAGAAUCUGGCUGAGUUCGACAGGCAGCUGAAGAAGCGCAAGGAGCAGAUGGAUCAGUUGGAGAAGUCGCUGCAGAAGCAGGGCGGCACCGCAGCGGCGGCCGGCGAACUCAACAAAAAGUUAACAGAAACCCAACGACAAUUGGACGCAAUCACCAAGCAAUUCGAAGAGGCUAAGGAAGAGGCCAAGCGUGCUGCCACUGAGACAGAGCGACUCCUGCAGCUAGUGGCAAUGAGCCAAGAGGAGCAGAAUGCCAAGGAGAAGACCAUCAUGGAGCUUCAGCAGGCACUAAAGAACGCCAAUGCCAAGAGUCAUCACGCACAGCAGCAACUCGAGGAGCAACGAAAGAAGGAAGAGAGUUCAUUGUUGAAUUUGGUCUUUGGCAAACUCGAGGGACUCCUCGGAGAGAUGGUCCAGGAUGAGCCAACGAGCAUGGAAAACCACAACAGUCUCUGCGAUGACCAGGUGGCCAUCGAGCGACACUUUGGUCAAUUGGAAAAGCUGCUCGAGGAAUCGAGGAGGAAACAAAGGAGGGUGAACGAAUUGGAGGAUGCACUGAGACAGAGUGUUUUAAUUGUAAGCGAGCGAGAGAACGAUUUUCUCUCCCUCGAGGAGAGCAAGAGGCAAUUGAGUGACAAGGUAAAGAAAAUGGAGCAGAGAAUUGCAUCGCUGCAGAACGCAAAGUUUCUCAGAUGCAAAUCUUGUCAACUGUUGACGAAACGUUUGGAGCUUUUGAAUGGGAAAUUUCACAUUUUACUACAAGAGAAACGAUCUAGGCUGCAAGAGCUCACGAAUAUUAGACAAGAGGCGAUUGAGAAGGCGAUUUCAGAGAAGGACGCCAGAAUCGCUCAGCUGGAAGUUUCUGGUGCUAAGACACAGGAGCAAAUUGAGUCUUUAGAUCAAUUACGUAGUGAUAGGAAUAAAUUGAACAAUCGCUUAAAAGUAGAGUGUGAAAAUUCUUUGAGUUUGUUACUAGAGUGUAGUUCCUUUGAGAAAGAGCUUUCUAACAUAUUCUUUAUCGAAGAUCCAAUUUACGAUGAUUUUGGAUAGAUGAGAAAGAGCCACACACGAUGGACAUCCCCAAACUUUGUGCUGUGGACAGAGAGAGAAUCCCAUGAAUCCGUUCAGAGGAGUCCUUCAGCUCCGUGUACAAUUCAUUCCAUGAUCUAGGACAGAAAAUUAAGAGAAACACUUUAUAAAUACUCAUCAAGUAAAAUCGACAAAGGAAAGAUAAGUAGAAAAAAAUUCACAUACACCAAGAUAGAAUAUAUAGAGAAUUUUCAAUGGAUGGUUUUAUGCUGUACAAAAGGUAUUUUCAUCACUUUUUUCAAGCAUCAUUAAAUAUCAUCUUUCUCAUAAGUGCAUUUUCGUCAAACAAAUCAAUCAUUGCGAAAAGAAAACACACACACAGACAUGAUCAUUGAAUGUACAAAACGACACAUUUUCUUCUCUCUGUAGAAAAGGAAAACACAAUCUUCGGUUUUCGGGGAAAAAAAAACUAUAUUUAUUGAAGAACAAUCAUGUAGCAUGAAUUUUAAAGUAAUUAUUCUAUUUUUUAUCACUAUACUUAAUUUUCAUCCAAUCAAAUUAUUAGUAGAAGUUUUUUCCUUAACAAGGAAAGGAGAAAAAGAUGAUCGUUGUAAGAAAUCAACCCUCAUUCUGUAUCAUUCCUCAAUCAUAUCAUAUUUUGAACAUCUCUUCUCAAGAUUUCAAAUCUAUAAAUUCCUGCCUCCCUGAACUCCACUAAUCCUCAAUCUUUACUAUUCUAAAAACCCUCCUGAAUAUAUUUACAAAGUUUAUCUCUAACAUUUCUAAUAUUUAUGUAAAGAAAAGAAAAGGAAACCAGUGAAAAUAUUUAACUAUAAAUUGUAUUGAAUUGUAAAGCCGAAUAUCAGUAUUAUUGUGACAAGAGAUAAAGCGGAAAAUGUUGAUGAGAAAUCCAGGUAAAAUGAGAGAAUACUAUGUUAUUUCGUACCUUGAGAGAUGCAAGCAAGAAGAAGAACGCGAAAUGCGUGGCAUGAGAGAUAUUUCAAAAAGGAUCACGAGACAACACCACAGAGAAUACUUUGAAUUGAUAACGCAAAAAAUUACGCAAAAAGAAAAGGCAUGGAAAUACAUUAUAGACAAUAAUUCAAAAAGGAUGAAUAUAUACUUUUAAAACAUAGCCAUCACAGACGUUGUAAUAUUUGUUGAUAAAAUAUUUAACGAUGUGGCAGUGUUCUUCUGACAUCAUUAUGAGAACAAAGUAAUAAAUUGUAUAUAUAAAUACAUGUGAAUGGUAAAUGUUUGUGAUUUUGUGUUUGCUGUUAUUCUUCUCGUAUCAUUUGUCUCUUUAUCAGAGUAUUUCCACAUCGUCUGAAAUACUUUCCGCAGCAAUCUUGCCAACAAAAUUAGUAAACACAGACAAAUUUGAGAGGUUAUUCAACAAAUACGUGAAUAGUCUUAAGCGAAAGAAAAAAAAAUACUAAGAAUAGUAAAUAUUUAUAAACUUAUGUAAUUAUUCAUUUUGUCUCAAUUUUUUUCCUCUCAAUUUUUCAAAUCACAUUUCAUAAAUGGCUCAUAGGCAACAUUGUUCAAAAAAAAAUUCACCCCUUUUCGCUAAAAUUGUUCUUUUUUUUUGUCUUGAAAGAAGAAAAUCUUUGAAACAUCCAUGACAGAAUGAAUCGCAAAUGCAUAGAAAGUCUGUUAAUGUGCGGAGAGAUCUUAAUGUUGUUAUUGUUGACUUAAAGAAAGUACAUAAAAUAUCAACUCAGUAAAUAGGAGUGAAGAAAAGAACUAUAUACAGAAAAUAUACGCGCAUUUCUGAUUAUUUCCC
Messenger RNA from Phlebotomus argentipes, 8457 nucleotides. RefSeq names its product trichohyalin (gene brp). Gene Ontology annotation, biological process: neuromuscular synaptic transmission; maintenance of presynaptic active zone structure; regulation of synaptic plasticity. Gene Ontology annotation, molecular function: structural constituent of presynaptic active zone. Lineage: Eukaryota; Metazoa; Arthropoda; Insecta; Diptera; Psychodidae. The transcript is spliced from 29 exons. The coding region runs from base 825 to 6692 and encodes 1955 amino acids. The record is from RefSeq and is a predicted model, not a curated record. Gene Ontology annotation, cellular component: cytoskeleton of presynaptic active zone.